This is a messenger RNA of Vitis vinifera (wine grape), 2317 nucleotides long. Its product is annotated as serine/threonine-protein kinase-like protein At1g28390. The transcript has a single exon. Gene Ontology annotation, biological process: protein phosphorylation. The coding region runs from base 378 to 1904 and encodes 508 amino acids. Gene Ontology annotation, molecular function: protein kinase activity; ATP binding. Lineage: Eukaryota; Viridiplantae; Streptophyta; Magnoliopsida; Vitales; Vitaceae. The record is from RefSeq and is a predicted model, not a curated record. Gene Ontology annotation, cellular component: plasma membrane.
GAAUUGAGAAGUGGUGGUAAUAACAAGAAUGAGAUCUAACAUGAGGGGGCCCCCUAAUUAAUUUAAGAGUUUAAGACCAGCGCCCAGAAAAACAGUCGCCCCCGAAGCCGCACACGCCGCACGCCUCUGCAUGUUUAUCUUAAAAACAAUAAAAUACUUUGAAUUUCAAACUCUCCCCCUCUCUCUUUCCAUUUCUAAAGCUGUAAAACAGUAUGCGGAUGCGACUUUAGGCACCAAAGCCACCCACUCCCUUCCUGCAGUAAUGGCUUUUGCCGCUCUCCUUUCCCACCACCAUCACCUCUUCCUCCUCCUCUCUUUUUCUCUCUCCACUAUUAAACGCACAAGACACUCUCUGCACUCUCUUCGUCUCCUAACAUAUGGGCUACCUCUCUUGCAAUGCAGAGUCCGCAAUAGCUACAUGCGACCCCUACAUCUGGGACAACAAACGGAAACCCUUUCAGAUUACCAACUUCUCCUAUGCUGAUCUUGAAUCCGCCACCAAUGGCUUCUCCGCUGAGAGUUUUCUCGGUAAAGGCAGCUAUGGCAGCGUUUACAGAGCCCUUCUCCACCACGGUAAGCUCAUCGCCGCCGUCAAGAGAGCCAUAGGCCCUCAGCAACACAAUAACAAGUGUGCCAGCUGCACCAACUGCUCCACCUGCUCCAAUUCCACCAGUCCGGCUGAUAACGAGAUCGAGAUACUGUCGAGAGUUCGAAAUCCUAGACUGGUGAAUCUAUUAGGCUUCAGUGUGGACAGGAACGAGAAGAAAUUGAUUGUGGUUGAGUUCAUGCCCAAUGGGUCUUUGUAUGAUAUUCUUCAUUCGAGUCCUAGACCACCCAGUUGGAGGCGGCGAGUCAGGUGGGCCUCGCAGAUCGCGAAGGCGGUGGAGUCGCUGCACUCGUCGAAUCCGCCGGUGAUUCACAGAGACAUAAAGUCUUCCAACGUUUUGCUGGAUGGGAAAUGGAAUGCAAGGCUUGGAGACUUUGGGCUGGCUUUGAGGGGACACGUGGAGGAUGUGAGGGUGAGGUGUACGCCACCCGCGGGGACGUUAGGAUACCUGGACCCGGGCUAUCUUGCGCCGGGGGAUUUGAGUACCAAGAGCGACGUCUUCAGCUUUGGGAUCUUGUUGCUGGAGAUGAUCAGCGGCCGCAACGCCAUCGACGUCAACUACAGUCCACCCUCGGUGGUGGACUGGGCCGUGCCCUUGAUCAAGCACACCAACUUCUCCGCAAUCUGUGAUCCCCGCAUCGGAGAGCCGGAGGAUCCUCGCGUGAUCCGGCAGCUGGCGGUGUUGGCCGCUCGAUGUGUCAGAUCAACGGCGGAGAAGAGGCCUGCGGCGACUGAGGUGGUGGACUGCCUCAGAAACGUGAGAAAGAUGGUUCAGUCGCCGCCGAUCUGGGGUAAUGUAAGGAGGCGAGUGCAGAGGCCGUCGAGGUCCCGGCAGAUGACACUGGAGGUGUUGGAUGGGAGCGGAGAGAUGGUGAAGACGAAGAAACUUGGAAGCAGAAGGAACAGGAAGGUAUCCAGUGUUCCGGGUGCAGAGGAGGGGAAUGAAGCGGUUGGUUCGUUGAGUGAUGGUGUGAUUAGAUCCAAAUCAAUUGGUUCGGGCAGCGAGAUUAAAAUGGGUUGGGAUCCAAAGAAGAAGCCUGGAUUGGUUGUGAAGAUGCCUGUUAUGAGGCUUGUGAAAUCAAGGUCCAUGGGGGUCGUACAAUCCAAGCGCUUGCUACAUUGCCAUCAAUUUGCCUUUGAACUUGACAAAAGGGCUCAUGCAUUCAGAGAAUUGAGUGAACCCAAGUUGUUGGUGAGUUGGGAUAAACAACCCCUGAUUCAAAAAUGCAUCUUAAAGCAAGAUACCGCUGUAAUUGAAUCGAAGGAACCGAAUCCGGUGGGCUCGAAGACCCUUUGAUUAUUACGUGGGAGAUCGGAUCCCAUCAACCUUUACAGUAAAUCAUAUGCUUGGGGGUUUGGAGAUUUCCCCGUUGAUCUAUCUUUGUUCCAAUUCAAUUGUGGGAGCUCCAAUUACAUGCUGUGGCAUAAAGUGAUGGUUUGGUUGUCAUUUACACUGAUUUGUGGUUGAAAAUUUUCUUUAUUGGUUGUAGGUUUGGACGCGAUCCUCAUCUUUCCGUCUUCUCUCCAUAACUGGGGAUUAAGGAAACAGAUAUGAGGCAUUAUUGCUAUUGCAUAAUUUGCAUUUGAUGUGUUCCAUGAUACUAGGGAUCUUAUAGCUAGUCAGAAGAUGUCAUGUAAAAUCUUCCGAGGCAUUGGUUAAAUCAUUGGUACAAUAAUUUAACAAUUUCCAAAUCUGUGAAGGUUCAACCA